Messenger RNA from Trichosurus vulpecula (common brushtail), 1848 nucleotides. RefSeq names its product BPI fold containing family B member 4 (gene BPIFB4). The record is from RefSeq and is a predicted model, not a curated record. The transcript is spliced from 16 exons. The coding region runs from base 1 to 1848 and encodes 615 amino acids. Lineage: Eukaryota; Metazoa; Chordata; Mammalia; Diprotodontia; Phalangeridae. Gene Ontology annotation, molecular function: lipid binding.
AUGCUGAAGACGUGGUGCCUGGCAGCUCUGUGCAGCUCCAUGGUGUUCACUGGCACUCAGUCAGAAACAAAUACAGUCCUCAGAGUGAGCAAAGAAGUCCUUACUAAUGCCAUUUCUGGUACCCUGGAGCAAGGAGAUGCUCUACAAUCAGCCCUGAGAGAGGUUCCCCUUGGUGCUGGUGGUGUUUCCUAUAAUGACUUCCAUGUUCGGGAACCCCGCCCAAAAUACACCAAUGGAAAGCAACUUGGAGGGAAUUACAAAUAUGGCAUCAUUGAUCCCAAUGAAAAUACUGCUAAUCUUGGUGGCAAAUACAGAUAUGGUGAAAUAUUAGAAACAGAUGGGACCACCAGGGAUCUUCGAAAUGUCAAUAAUGCAUAUGGAGGCACUAGAGGCCGUGGUGGUCGUAAUUAUAGAUCUGUUGAAGUUCCAAUUGCUAGAAAUCAGCGUCGUGAACUGCUCCCUGGAGAGAUCCCUCCUGGUGUGGCCACUGGGGCAUUGGGCCCAGGAGGGCUGCUGGGCACGGGAGGGAUGCUGGCAACAGAUGGCAUCCUGUCUGGACAAGGGGGCUUGCUUGGUGGUGGUGGUCUUCUGGGAGAUGGAGGCCUUCUUGGAGGAGGAGGAGUCCUUGGUGUCCUUGGUGAAGGUGGCAUCCUCAGCACUGUCCAGGGAAUCACAGGGUUGAGAAUUGUGGAACUAACGCUCCCCCGUGUGUCUCUGAGGCUCCUGCCCGGUGUGGGAGUUUACCUGAGCUUGUACACUCGAGUGGCCAUCAAUGGCAAGAGUCUCAUUGGUUUCCUGGACAUUGCUGUAGAAGUGAAUAUCACUGCCAAAGUCCGGCUGACCAUGGACCGCACAGGCUAUCCGCGGCUGGUCGUCGAGAGAUGUGAUACCCUCUUGGGAGGCAUCAAGGUCAAACUCCUUCGGGGCUUGCUCCCUAAUCUUGUGGAUAACUUAGUGAACAGAGUCCUGGCCAACGUUCUUCCAGACCUGCUCUGUCCAAUUGUGGAUGUCGCUCUGGGCCUUGUCAAUGACCAACUGGGUCUCGUGGAUUCUUUGAUACCACUUGGCAUAUUGGGAAGUGUUCAAUAUACCUUUUCAAGUCUUCCAUUGGUGACUGGUGAAUUCCUGGAGCUGGACCUAAAUAGUCUUGUUGGAGAGGCUGGAGGAGGUCUUAUUGACUAUCCAUUGGGCCGACCAGCCACCAGGCCAAGGCCCCAGAUGCCAGACUUGCCACCCAUGGGUGACUCAACCAAUUCCCAACUUGCAAUUUCUGCCAACUUCCUGGGCUCGGUGUUGGCUCUCCUGCAGAAGCAAGGGGCACUGGAUAUAGACAUCACUGAUGGCAUGUUUCCUGAGCUCCCUCCUCUAACCACGUCCACUCUGGGGGCCCUGAUCCCUAAGGUUUUCCAGCAGUAUCCUGAGUCACGACCAUUGACCAUAAGAAUCCAGGUCCCCAAUCCUCCUGAUGUCUCUUUACAAAAAGAUGAAGCUUUAGUGAAGGUCUUUGCCACUGCAGAAAUCAUGGUGUCCCAACCAAAUGAUGUGGAAACUACUAUCUGUCUUCUUGAUGUGGAUACUGAUCUCCUGGCUUUCUUUUCUGUGGAAGGUGAUAAGCUUAUGAUCGAUGCCAAGCUGGACAGGACAGCACUCACCUUGAAAACUUCAAAUGUGGGCAAUUUUGAUGUUGGCUUGAUGGAAGUGCUGGUUGGCAAGAUUUUUGACCUUGCUUUCAUGCCGGCGAUGAAUGCUGUGCUAGGCUCUGGAGUUCCGCUCCCCAAAAUAUUGAACAUCGACUUCAGCAAUGCCGAUAUUGAUGUCUUGGAGGACCUCCUUGUGUUGAGUGCAUGA